CAAUCAUUGAUUAUCUUAUCACCUACACCGUGUGGAUUAUGCACUUAUUAUUUAUGUAAUCAGGCUACCUGCGGAGGAAUUCUUAGAGACAGCCAUGGUGAUAUAUUUACUUGUUCAAGUGGGCAUGUAUAAAAUCAAGUGGUUGACUAUCUUGUGGAUAUAGUGCUUCGUCAGAGCAACGAGCGGAUGGAGUUGAUUGUGCCACCUCUUGGGAUUAAUCAACAAGUGAUCGACUGAGUCCAGCCAUCUAGAGAAUCAAUAGCCAUUACAACAUCAUAGAUAUAUGAGUGGCGAUGGAGGGAAGCACUGUCGCCUCAAAAAACCGGCCACCGCCCAGCUCCGGCAACCUGAUAACAGUUCUCAGCAUUGACGGCGGAGGAAUAAGAGGAAUUAUCCCCGGUGUCAUCCUUGCCUAUCUAGAGAAACAACUUCAAGAGCUGGACGGUGAGGAUGCAAGGAUCGCCGACUACUUCGACGUGGUUGCCGGAACCAGCACCGGCGGGCUUGUGACGGCGAUGUUGACAGCGCCUGACAAAGAUAAACGCCCUUUGUAUGCAGCCAAGGAUAUAGUUCCUUUCUAUCUCAAGCACUGCCCCGGCAUCUUUCCUCAGACUAGCGGGCCGUUUUCUUGCAUUAUUGAUCUGUUCAAAGCUUUCACUGGACCUCGCUAUAAUGGGGAAUACCUUCACAAACUUGUAAGGGACAUCCUGGGAGUUACAAGGGUGCACGAAACAUUAACCAAUGUGGUUAUCCCUACCUUUGAUAUCAAGAAUCUCCAGCCUACCAUCUUCAACUCUUACGAGGCACCAGAAGAUUCCAUUUGGGAUGUGCAGCUCUCAGAUGUAUGCAUUGGCACCUCUGCAGCACCAACUUAUCUACCAGCCCACUAUUUCAAGAACUACGAUGCUCAAGGAAAGGAACGAGAAUUCAACCUCGUUGAUGGCGGGGUGGCCGCUAAUAACCCGACUCUGGUGGCGAUCGGCGAAGUGACUAAGCAAGUGAUGAAUCAGCACUCAGAUUUCUUCCCAAUCAAGCCAUUCCAGUACGACCGGUUACUGGUAUUAUCGGUGGGGACAGGCACCGCGAAGAACGAGCACAAGUACGACGCUCAAACGGCGGCUAAAUGGGGGCUGUUUGGCUGGCUCUUCAACGCCAAAUCUUCUCCGUUAACCGACACCUUUUCUGAUGCAGCUACCGACAUGGUUGAUUUCCACAACUGUGUUGUCUUCCAAUCUCUUCAAUCACAGGAUAACUACCUCAGAAUCCAAGAUGACACGUUGACCGGGGAUCUGUCAUCCGUGGAUAUAGCGACAUCGGAGAACCUAGAAAAUCUUGUGAAAGUUGGGGAGGGGCUGCUGGAAAAACCGGUGUCCAUGGUGGAUUUGUCCACCGGAGAAUAUAAACCGGUUGAAAAUGGACGCACAAAUAUGGAAGCACUUCAAAAGUUUGCUAAACUGCUUUCUGAUGAAAGGAAGGCAAGGGGCUCCACAAAUGGCGCAGCUGUUCAAUCCUCGGACUGAGCUACGAUGAUGUCUCCUCGGAGACUGCCUUGCCAUCCAUGUAUCCGGGGUUGUUUAUUAUAACCAUUAUGUACGUAUCACGAAAAAAUAAUAAUAAAAUACUGAAUAAAAAAUAACCAUUACCUACACUCCACUCUAUAUUCUCGAUUCAAUUGCUCCAACGUGUAAAAAAUAACCCAUCUUUGUAUCAUCAAUAAAUUCAGCAAAAAGAGGUGGCCAAGCAAGUUAAUUAAUUUAUUUCUUUUUAGUUCA
Molecule: messenger RNA, 1772 nt
Organism: Ipomoea triloba (trilobed morning glory)
Lineage: Eukaryota; Viridiplantae; Streptophyta; Magnoliopsida; Solanales; Convolvulaceae
Product: patatin-like protein 1
Exons: 8
Coding region: 294-1520 (408 amino acids)
Biological process (GO): lipid metabolic process
Molecular function (GO): monoacylglycerol lipase activity; glycerophospholipase activity
Source: RefSeq, a predicted model, not a curated record